GCGGAUUUUACCCUUUUUCUCUUCCACAGCGCACGAGAAUGUCUCAAAUCUAUUCGCUAUGUUUUAUGGACAAUGUUGAGCUGGUUGAUAUAUGGCAGGGGUCAUCAAUGGGGAGACAGGUAAAUCCAAUUCAAGCGAUAUCUGGAGAUUCUAUCAUGAGCUGCUGCUGGACCGAACCACCCAACGCGUGCUUUGGACAGUCCAACAACAAGAUGUCAUUCUCAAAUGCCACCAGAGAUAGUUGUGGCGGCGGCGGUGGCGGAGAUCACCAGGACUGUGGAACUUCCUCACUGGGAGACCUGCCCUUAACUAGUACUAGUAGUAGGACCGUUGCUGUAUUGCGCUACAAAGAAAAGAAGAAAACUCGCAAGUUUGAAAAGCAAGUGAGGUAUGCUUCUCGUAAGGCCAGAGCAGAUGUGAGGAAGCGUGUGAAGGGGCGGUUCAUCAAGCCCGGGGAUGCAUAUGAUUAUGACCCCCUAAGCCAAACGAGGAGCUACUAGUCGAAGUGAGCCAAGUUAAAAUGCCAAGGAAUUGAAAUGGAUAACUGCGCGUCCGUGGGAUGUUGCAAUUGUUUGGAUGCCACUAUGCAAAAAUUCCUUGUCUCGAGAUCGCAUUUCAUCAUCAAGAUCACACAUUAUGGUGGGACGAUCGAAGAACCUCCGGCUCCAAGUAUGUGUAUAUAUUCUUCUUAUUUACCUCUAUGCAUGCAAUGUGCUGGAGGAGUUGUUCGGAGGAUAGCACAUUGUUCCUACUAUUCAUAGCUGCAGCAAAUGAGCCUUUUGCUUCACUGUUUUCUUUUCGUGUACUUUUAUUUUCAAAAAAUGAUACAUACACACCUCUAGAACACUCUCUCUCGCGCCCUCUCUCACACGUGUAUCAGUCCCACGAGAGUGAAGUCCACACACGUGUCAGAGAGGGACAAAGAGAAGGUGUUUAUGUAAAAUUGCUAUUUUUUUCCCAGAUCACUGUGUGAAUUCUAAGUCAUCUCAAUAAGUCACUUACAUAAUAGGGAGAGGGUUAAUGCUUUAUCUUGUCU
This is a messenger RNA of Cuscuta campestris, 1036 nucleotides long. The record is from the annotation of a GenBank genome assembly. NCBI's taxonomy places the organism in Eukaryota, Viridiplantae, Streptophyta, Magnoliopsida, Solanales, Convolvulaceae.